GUGACUUUCCAUCCGAAAACUCCAAGAUGGCGGGUCCCGUCAGGGGCUGAGUACGUUGGCGGCGCGCGCACCCUGGUGCUGGCGCCCCCGGCCUUUCCUUCCCGGUUUUCUCGAGGGCGGGUCGUUCGUUCGGUCCCCAUCCCGGCCGGCGCCGGACGUAGCCUUCAUUGUUUAUUCAAACAGAUCUACGCUUGGGAAACAACAUGAAGAUUGUCUACUAUCCCACUGGAUGACAUUGUUUUUCAUCAGAGGAUGUCUUUCUGACUGGCUGGUUAUGAAUGUGUUCCCUGGGUAUGCUUCCUGUUUUCCACCAGAGCACUGAAUCUCUUCAGAAGCCAGCCCCUCUUUAAUACUUGUUUAAAGAGUUGAGGUUCUUCUAGCAAUGAGUUCUCAAAGCCAUUCAGAUGGACUUUCUGGCAGGGAUCAGCCAGUAGAAUUACUAAAGCCAACCAGAGUAAACCACAUGCCAAGUUCCGUUGAUGUGACCACAGCACUACCUUUGCAAGUUGCACCAUCUGUCGUCCCCAUGGAUCUCCACUUGGACCAUCAGUUCUCCAUGCCGGUGACAGAACCUACGUUACGAGAACAGCAGCUCCAACAGGAACUUCUGGCCCUCAAACAAAAACAGCAGAUCCAGAGACAGAUCCUCAUAGCAGAAUUCCAGAGACAACACGAUCAGCUGUCUCGUCAGCAUGAAGCUCAGCUACAUGAACAUGUAAAGCUGGAGAGCCUCCCUGCACGAUCUCCCUUCCCAAGGCAUCUGGACGCAAGUAGAAAAGAGAGUGAAUAUCAGCGCCCUGGAAAUCAGGGCCAUCAGGAAAGCGCGCUUAUCCUUCCAGUCCAAAAUCAAGGGCCAUCAUGUAUUCAUCAGGAUGGUCAACAUCUCUGCCAAGGCCCCCAUCAACGAAUGAGGCAGCAGCAGGAGAUUCUGGCAAUGAAGCAUCAGCAGGAGCUCUUGGAACACCAGAGAAAGUUAGAACAGCAUCGGCAGGAGCAAGAGCUGGAGAAGCAGCACAGAGAGCAGAAACUACUGCAGCUGAAAAACAAAGAGAAAGGAAAAGAAAGUGCAGUGGCAAGCACAGAGGUAAAAAUGAAGUUACAAGAGUUUGUUUUGAAUAAAAAAAAAGCUUUAGCCCAGCGGAAUCUGAACCAUUGCAUUUCCAAUGAUCCUCGUUUCUGGUAUGGGAAAACACAGCACAGUUCUCUUGACCAGAGCUCUCCCCCACAAAGUGGAGUAUCGGGUACCUACAAUCACCCUGUGCUAGGGAUGUAUGAUUCCAAAGAUGACUUUCCACUCAGAAAAACAGCAUCAGAACCCAAUCUCAAAUUGCGAUCCAGAUUAAAGCAGAAGGUGGCUGAAAGACGCAGCAGCCCCUUAUUACGAAGAAAAGAUGGUCCUGUAGUUACAGCUCAUAAGAAGCGGCCAUUAGAUGUUACAGACUCCGUGUGCAACAGCGCUCCUGGAUCUGGCCCCAGUUCUCCAAAUAAUAGCUCCAGUAAUAUAAGUGCUGAGAAUGGAAUUACUGGAUCAAUUGCAAAUAUUCAAGCGGAGACCAACCUGGGCCACCGACUCGUGAAUCGUGAAAGCUCCAUAACCCAGCUCCCUCUGUACACAUCUCCCUCUUUGCCGAAUAUAACAUUAGGACUGCCGGCAGCUGCCCCUUCCAGCGGAGGAUCAGGACAGCAGGAUGCUGAAAGGCUUGUUAUUCCGUCCUUACAACAACGGAUCUCCUUAUUUCCUGGAACCCAUCUAACACCUUAUUUGGGCAGCUCAACUGUGGAAAGAGAUGGGGGAACUACACACAACCCACUUCUUCAACACAUGGUCUUACUGGAACAACCAACUGCACAAAACCCCUUAGUCCAAGGUGAGCAAAGCCAAAAUUGUAUUUUAAAAACACAUACUUAUUCUUGUUUUUGUUUUUCCUUAGAAGCCAUUCAAGCACUUUUACUGGAGCAGCAACGCAUUCACCAGCUGAGAAAUUACCAGGCAUCCAUGGAAGCUGCUGGGAUCCCUGUGUCCUUUGGUGGGCAUCGGCCGCUUUCUCGUGCCCAGUCCUCACCCGCUUCUGCGAACUUCCCCAUGUCAGUACAGGAGCCACCCUGCAAACCACAGUUCACAACAGGCCUUGUAUAUGACACGUUGAUGCUGAAACACCAGUGUACCUGUGGAAAUACCAACAGUCACCCAGAGCAUGCAGGGAGAAUCCAGAGCAUUUGGUCACGACUUCAGGAGACAGGUCUUCGGAGCAAGUGUGAGUGUAUUCGUGGAAGAAAAGCAACUCUGGAAGAGCUACAGACCGUGCAUUCAGAAGCUCAUGCAUUGCUUUAUGGUACCAAUCCUCUGAACAGACAGAAAUUGGAUAGCAAGAAACUUUUAGGUUCUCUAACGUCUAUGUUUGUCAGGCUCCCUUGUGGUGGCAUUGGUGUGGACAGUGAUACAAUUUGGAACGAAGUGCAUUCGUCUAGUGCUGCACGACUGGCUGUUGGCUGCGUGAUAGAGCUUGUUUUUAAAGUGGCUGCGGGAGAGCUGAAGAAUGGGUUUGCUGUAGUUCGACCUCCUGGUCACCAUGCGGAAGAAAGUACACCUAUGGGUUUCUGCUAUUUCAAUUCCGUGGCAAUUUCUGCUAAACUUCUCCAGCAAAGACUGAAUGUGAGCAAAAUCCUCAUAGUGGACUGGGAUGUGCAUCAUGGCAACGGUACUCAGCAGGCUUUCUACAAUGAUCCAAGCGUACUUUAUAUUUCACUACAUCGGUAUGAUGAUGGGAACUUCUUCCCAGGCAGUGGAGCUCCUGAUGAGGUUGGCAUAGGACCAGGUGUCGGUUUCAAUGUUAAUAUGGCAUUUACUGGUGGUCUUGAUCCACUAAUGGGAGACACAGAAUACUUGACUGCUUUCAGAACAGUAGUAAUGCCAAUUGCUAAUGAGUUUGCCCCAGAUGUUGUUCUGGUAUCAUCUGGUUUUGAUGCAGUGGAAGGUCAUCCUGCACCUCUUGGAGGAUAUAAUCUGUCAGCAAAAUGCUUCGGUUACCUUACACAACAGCUGAUGGAGCUUGCUGGAGGACGGAUUGUUCUUGCCCUUGAAGGAGGUCAUGACCUGACAGCCAUUUGUGAUGCAUCUGAAGCAUGCGUUUCUGCUCUUUUAGGAAAUGAGCUUGAUCCUCUCCCUGAAAAGGUAUUACAACAAAGAGCAAAUGCCAAUGCACUGAAUUCUAUUGAAAAGGUCAUUGAAAUACAGAGUAAGUACUGGCAUUCACUCCAGCGCUAUUCCUCGACAGUUGGCUACUCUUUGAUAGAGGCGCAAAAGUCUGAGAAUGAAGAAGCAGAAACCGUAACAGCCAUGGCAUCGUUGUCUGUGGGAGUCAAGCCACCCCCUGACAAAAAGCCAGAUGAGGAACCCAUGGAGCAGGAUCCUCCCCUGUAGCACUCAUCUUCUGGGCGGAGUUCUCCUGUUUGUUCGUCUUGUCUUGGGGCUCUGCAAGGAAGCAGUCCCUUGUUACUCCUGCAUCCGGUCAUGGUUUACUUCCAGACUACGGAAAAGCAGCCAUGCAUGAAAGAAAGCAAAAGUUCUCCAUGUCUGUACAGAAUAUGCUUGUAGAAAAGGAAAAAAAAUGCAGGUGAAGAGCAGAAAUAUUAAAGACACGUGCACUGAGCAUUCUUUCUCAUUCCUAAAGGGGAGCCAUAAGAGGCAAGAAAUCAGUGAAGUAUUUGGCAGAAUUGCCAGCUUUUUCUAAGGAAACAAAGAAGUUUCACACAGACAUGACAACUUUCUUUUGAAACUGGUGCUUACAAUUUGAUUACCCUCUGUUUCAGACCACUCAACCCAUAUUGGAAGUUUUUAAUUUUUGUUUUUAAUUUUGUGGCUUUUGCCUAUCUGUGAUUCAGACACUCUCUUCAAAACCCAAACGAUAUGAGGAGGGGUGUUUUUUUUUUUUUAUAUGAAGGGUGAAAAGAGAACUUAAGAUUUUUGUAUGUGGCAAAGAAGAAAAUUGACCUAGGGAAAUAUCCCAGAAAGGGGAUCGGCUUUAAUAUCUCCAAAGCCACCUGAAGAGUUUGUUGUGCCUUUAAAUAAAGUUUGGGUUGAUUCGGGGCAACUGUUGUUGUUGUUUUUGGAUGUUUUGAGGAACAAUGCCUUAAAAAAAAAAGAACUCCACAGCAGUUCCUCUAGCAGGGUAGGCGAAGAACUGCAAUCAGCAAGCCAGGUUCUUGGAUUUAUGUUAGCAUGAUUACUUAAGCAAGCAGAGGCUGGAGCGUCAACAAAACAAGCUUGGAUUUUUAUUUUUAUUUUUGAUUUAUUGUUGUUUAAAAUGAUAUUAAGGUAGUUGCCAGUAAAGUGGCAAAUACUGUUGGGGUUCUAAAAUUUAACAGUUUUUUUUUUUAAAAAACGGAAAAAGAAUAAAAACCUCCAGUGUUUUCUCCUACCCGUUAUGUAUAACCAUUUUAACUAUCAAUUUGGUUGUAAAAGCAUGCGACAGACUCAACUGCAGUUUAAAAACGACGAGAAUGCUUUUCAUUAAAAGCAAGUUAGCAUGAGAAUAUUGCUUAAUAUUUUAGCUAUAGAUGUAUAAAUGUAUAUCUAUAAUGUAUAUUCCAGAUGUAUUCCAAGCUUAGAAAAUAUGACUCUUACAAAUUUUGAUUAAGUAUUUAUAAUGCAUUUAUAAGAAAGUAUAUCAAUAAAUGCAGAUUACAAUGGUAGCCAUUGGAAGGUCCCUUGCAGAAGACUUAUUUGUGGACUGGAAUGUAAGGGUUUUUUUCGAAAAGGAAUCUACUUUGAAACGUGACCAUUUUCAGACUGUUGUUUGGAAUGUUUUCAGAAUGCCAACAUUUUAGCCACUGGGCAACUACCCUAAACAUUGAUUUUUAAUUUAAGGCUUUGAACUUUGAUCCUGUUGUGACGAAAUUAGUUUGCGAUGAAUGUGUUGUUUGCUUUAUUUUUUACAUUAGCUUUCUCACGACAUUUCAUUUUUGCUUUCUACUCGACAGCUGUUUCCAAACAUUGUCUGAGCCUGUGCCAUCUUUUGUUGCACGUUGGUGUAGGGGGAGCGUUUGCUUUUGGACUUUUCUACUUUCAACAGCUUUCACGAUCAACGUGGAGUGGUUGAGGAUUGUGGGGCUUCACUUUCAGAAAAGCCCUGUUUCCAUGAAAGGAAGGAUUCUAAGCUCUUUGUUAUAUCAGAAAACACUGUGUAUUUCCCCACUUUUUCAGCCAUACUUGCUAUGCUGUCUAAAGAAAAUGUGGAGUUUUCUUACCUUAAGACAUGUUAGUAUUACAAAGAGUGAUGUAUCAUAUAUUCUAUAGGGUGUGGCAAGAUUUAUUAAAGGCAUUAAUAACUUAAGGAUCCAUAUGGAAGGUCUGCCAGACGCUCGUCGGUGCAAUUAACACUAAUGUAAAUGCUCCGAACUUUUCCUGAACUAAGGUUCUCUGGAAAGACUAUUUCAUAGUUAAUCGUUAUAAUAAUGAUACAUGCAGGCUAAGGAAGUGUUGGUCCUGGCCAGCCCCUCCUUCCUUUUGCCAUGUGUGGGGGGGCGGGAUGCCCCCCUAGAAUAAGUAACUAAUUUUUUGUAGUGAAACCAGGUAGCUGGGGGAAGCUGAAAUUGUGUAUUCUUUUUCAAGCAGUGUCACUCCUCUUCAGAAUAUCUGGUAUUAUUUUUGGCAACUCUCCCCCCCCCCCUUUUAAUUUGUGUUUUAACUGACAGGGCCACUUUGUGGAUUUUUGUGUUGUCGUUGUUUGUUGUUCUCGGGGGGGGGGGGAUUCAUUCCAUGGAGAGCAGAGUUGUGAGAAUGAAAACACAAAACAAAACUGAGUGCACACAGGAUAGAGUUUUAACACUGAGAUAUUAUUUUUAAAGCGUACACUACAAUAUUUGAGUUCUAAACUAAUCCCAGUACACUUAAAUUGAUGACUAUUUUUUUGGCAUUAAAACUGCCAGGAGCAUACUCUGAGAGUAUAGUUUGACAGUAAAGAUAAAAAUCAUAUAUAUUUUGUAAAAUGACUGCCUUGCUGCUGUGAUCUGAAAAUAUUUUUUUUUGUUGUGGAAUCACCCGAUUUCAUGUUUUGUUGAUCUACCCCUUUAACGCCGUUGGUAACUGUAAUGCAUCCAUAAUCAUUUCAGCCUAAAGUAUGUUUUAAUUCCAACAGCAUGUUGUCAAAAUAUGUACUUUUUGCAUCACAAGAGCCGCUUAGUGAUGUUGAGACAAUGGUCUGGAUGUGUCAGUAACAGCUUCCAAGCUUUUCCAGUAGCUGCUUUUAAGAUUUUUCAUCUGUUUCGUUCAAGCACACUGCUACAUCACUGUCCAUUCCACAGCCCCAAAUUCUUGCAUGUGUUCAAAUUAUAGUUGUAUGAUCCCCCACAGAGAUGGGGUCUGGGUUUCCCUCUGCAGUUUAUGUGCAGUGGACAGGGAACAUUGGCCUCACGGGAUAUGAGGAGGUACCACUGUAGCCUUGAUUUUCUUUCCUACGAGUUUACGUAACAUGGACCUGGUGGGAAUGCUUGUGAGCUCUGUGUCCAAGCUGAUUUAGGUACUGUACCUUUUAUUCCCACGUUUUUAUAUACAAAUAUGAGGUAACUCAGUUCCACCAGCACGAUACUAGUGGAUGUUUUCACUAAUCCAGCUUCCAAAAUGCUUGGGUGGCAUAUUAUAAAUUUUCUUCUGUAGCAACUAAGAAAACAAAGGAAUGUCGUAAAGCUAUGUGACCCAGAAGGGACUCCUAGGUUGUACUACACACAGUACUAAUAAUCAAGUACUUGGUUUUGUUUUACUUUCUAUACACAGACAUUCCUUUUUAUUAGUCACGUACUCAUUCCAUUCUUCCUUUUGUAAACUUUUUGGGCCCACGUUUUAUGGGCAUUGAUAUAUAUAAAUAUAUAUAAAAUAUAUAUGAAUAUAUUUUUUUAAGUUUCCUACACCUUGAAGUUGCAUGGUCUAUUAGGUUGGCAUGUCUUUAUAUUGUAUACAGAUUUUGCACGCCACACUUGGCAGCUUUGGAGAAAAAAAGAAUUCCCCUCUGAUGGCAUUAACGGGAGUAAGAAAGGUCGAAAUGUUUUGUGUCAUAUAGAUCACAGGUGUCAAACUCGCGGCCCUCAGAUGUUAUGGACUACAGAUGUUAUGGACUACAUGGGAACUGUAAUCCAUAACAUCUGGAGGCCAUGAGUUUGACACCUAUGAUAUAGAUUGAUUAACAGUGAAGAGCAUGGAGGGGAAGGCAGUUUGUCUUACUGAACUUAUUAAGGACCUGUGCUUUUUAUUGUAAAAUUUAAAAAGACUACUUAAACAUUUGUCAUUUUAAGAGAGAGAAAAAAUAUCUAGCACUUGUGACAAACCAAUAAUAGAGUUUAUUGUAUUUAUGUAGAAAUAAUGUUCCAGGAGAAACUACGCAGAACACCCGAGUAAACUGCCUGUGACUUUUUUUUUUUAAAGGGUAAGAGGGGCAGGCAUUUUUCUUUUUUUCCUUUAGGCAUGAAAGGGAUAAAGCCGGCACAACCCUAUGCCAACCUUUUUUGUAUUCUCAGAUGAUCAUGACAAAGGACUUGAAGAGCAAACUCUUCAGCACAGCUGUGUUAACGUGUUUUUAAUUUCUUGGAAUGAGGUAUGCAUAGGUUUCAGUUUCAAGCGGUGACGUACUGUACAAACACUGUGGUUUCAAACACAACUUUCUAUCAGCAGGAAAUGAAGUUUCUUCAUAGUGAUAGUUGAGCGUGGGGUCCUCCCAACUUCACCUUGUCUUUGAUAUUGAUUAAAAAGGAUUUGAGAGAGAGAGUGAAUGAAUGUAUGAAUGAAUGAAUUUAACACUUCUGGUGCUCUACGUUGGAGGCGCUAUAUAUAUAUGGGUUGAAAAACUAUUCACCCAAGAGCUUAUUACAGAUAUGUAGUACCAAAAGUCGUAACUCUAUUAUAGUCUGCUUUAUACCUAUACAUGCUCAGUAUGUUGUCACCAUUGGUAGCAGCUACCAGUUUAUUCUGUAAUUUAGACGGUUUCAUUCUUAACUGUAUGAACCCUUUAAGUGAUGCUAGCAUAUUCUUUGUACUUAAAUUUACUGAUGACCUUUUUCCUUUACUUGGUGGAGUUGAAAGUUUUGUUUCUUAGCUUUCUCACUUCCUUGUUUUUGUUGUUUUGUUUUCAUUCGUUUUUUACUGGCCAAUGGUGUCUUUCUCUGAUAAUACCAACUUCAAUUUCAACUUUAAUAGAAGUCCAGUAUUUUGUACCACAUUAUGACAACUUGUUAUUCUUGUGGUGUAAAUAAAAAAGAAAAAGUGAAAAGAAAAAA
Messenger RNA from Sphaerodactylus townsendi, 8265 nucleotides. RefSeq names its product histone deacetylase 4 (gene HDAC4). The transcript is spliced from 26 exons. The coding region runs from base 383 to 3421 and encodes 1012 amino acids. Gene Ontology annotation, biological process: negative regulation of transcription by RNA polymerase II; chromatin organization. Gene Ontology annotation, molecular function: histone deacetylase activity. The record is from RefSeq and is a predicted model, not a curated record. NCBI's taxonomy places the organism in Eukaryota, Metazoa, Chordata, Lepidosauria, Squamata, Sphaerodactylidae. Gene Ontology annotation, cellular component: histone deacetylase complex.